Messenger RNA from Physcomitrium patens, 2667 nucleotides. NCBI's taxonomy places the organism in Eukaryota, Viridiplantae, Streptophyta, Bryopsida, Funariales, Funariaceae. The record is from RefSeq and is a predicted model, not a curated record.
GGCUGCACAUUUGCCCAAGGUGCAGCAGGGAUUUCCAGAGAAGGGAAUAAGGCCGCUUUUAUGGUGGAAAUCUUCGGCGCUACAAAUCUCAAGGUCUCUGACGGGAAUAAGCUUCCUUACCCGAUCGUGGUCGUGCAAUUUGGGACCCACCAGGAAAGGAAAACUGGAGUUAGCCACCAAACACUAAAUCCAACGUGGGAAAAGGAAGAACAUGAAUUCUUCAUCGAAAGCUGGGGCAGGUCAAAUUUUCUAGUUUUGAAAGUGAAAAACGUGAUUGAACCUUCCACGGAGCUUGGGUUCGUCGUCGUUGCUGUCAAUGAGUAUAAAAAAAAUCCCUACCAUAAAUUUGAUGAGCCCUUCGUUUGCAACGAUCCAAUACCAGGCCGCUUACGAUUCGCCAUCACCAUGAAACACUCUGACCCCCUUCAUACGGUUGACGAACCACGCCCGAGCAAUGCUGGGGCCGAGGCCGAGGCUGAGACUGAGGCUAUGGCGCGGACUGUCCCAUUGGAGAUUAUGGCCAGUAAUGCAGCUGUUGGUUACGAGUCACCCUCCGCUGCUACGACGUCGAAGUUGAGGAGGUCUAGCAGUUAUACAGACUUAAAAAGGGUGCCGUGGAGGUCGUAUAUUAUGAAACCAGGCAAGGGAAGGAAAGCAAAGCACGGCAACGAAACGGCAGAGAUAGAACAGCCACAGGCUGCCACUAGAGAGGCUCGUGGGAAGCGUGAGAUUGUUGACAUGCCCUCUGAAUGGUAUCCCGUUGGUGCCAUCGCCAUUUGUCGUCCAGGACCGUCGGUGCCUUCGCAGGACAUUAACGCAACAACGAUCAAACCCAAAUCACCUGAAGUUGACGAAAAUGGUGCGCACCGACAUGAACGGCCAGAGCGGAGGGCCCCGGAGGUAACCCGAGUGAUAGACGCACCCAGAGAAGGUCGGCUUGAGCCCAUGAACAUUUCGUCGAAUUUAGUGGAUAAUCUGCAAUUGAAUCGACCUGAGCAGUUCGAAGGUGCAGGUGCAACGCCAGGAGUACGGGAUUCUGGAAGCCAAGUCUCGCUUUCCUUGAGUGGCCCUCAGGAUGAAACAGUUGUGGCCAAUGUGGACAAGACACUCAUCAUUGGUGCAAACGUUCAACGGCCUGAUUCCAAAUUGCCAUUGCAACACCCAGAAAAGCCCCCUGGGAGCAAUGAAACUUGGAAGCAGAAACUUAAAAAAUUGAAGAAGUCGUGUGUGAACCGUAUAACGAAAAAGAAUAAGAAGAAAGGUGAUGCUUCGAAUGGAGUAGAUCCCCGUUCUGGGAAGCUGGGACGCACCAGCGGCGAUCCUGCACAGGUGUUUCACUGAGAUUAAGACGAGGGUACACCAUUAACGGGAUUCGCGUCUACCGAAACUACUGGUCCGAGUCGCAUGACUAGCAAUGGCGGUGCGCCUGGGAGUGCACAUGGAAACACUAACGUGCAGGGCAAAGUCAAUGCCGGCACUGAUAGCGGUGCUCCAGGUAGCCAGUCCGACAGACGUACUUCGGCAGGCGGACGGAUGAAGGACGUUUGAGGUCGCAUGGGUCGGUCUUCGCAGCCCGAGUCUUCACCGCUGCAGUAAUGGAGUUCAAAGUCGAUAUAUAUUAGCGGUUGAUACGGUUUUUUUAGACCAAUAUCAAUAGCUGGAAUGUGAGAGUGGUCAGAGUUUCUGACUUGUAAUAUCAGACCAGUGCGUGCAAGAUGCGUUGCCAUUUUCAGAGGAGGUGUGGCACCUACGCCUUCGUGAUUGUUGUUUGCAUGAGUUCCUACGCUGUCUAGCUCCUCAUCAUCCAGCGGUGGAGGAGUCUUUGUUCGUAUUUAAGCCCCAUUUGAUCACCACCACGCCGCAGUUGAGGGCUCAACAGCCCUCCGCAGUUGCAGGGGAACGACUAAACUGUUCUCACCUGCGAACGGUAUCAUCGAAUUCUCAAUAUUGGAAAGUUCCGACUCAACAAAGCAUUGGACCUUUCGCGGCGUUCCUGACCCAUCCAAAUCUUGCGUUUCGCUACUAUCCACAUGGACAGGAGUCUUCCACCGACAGUUCAUGGAAUGUAGGAGUCGUCGUGCACACCUCGCAGCAGGGAAUCUCAAAUUACCAGCCAGCCAGCGAAACCGGGCGCAAAGCUUCUGGGCGUGGCUCGACAGGAGCUGUGUAAGGGCGAACCGUGAUCAUCAAGUCGAACAGUGAACUGGCAGAGCACAGACACGGAGACGAAGCAGAUUACAAAAGCCAGUUUGGAGCCGUCGAGUGUAGAAGAGACUGCAUCGAAGCACCGUCCAUCUCGCGGGGACAUGACAAGACAGCUCAGAUUCAUCACGGGAUGACGAGUUGGCGUAGAAGUUCAGUGUCUUCUGCACCUAUACAAACUUCUAUGCAAGUUAGCCACAUGCUAAUUAUGGCAUUGCCGGCAGAAGCCAAGUGUACAACCUGCUUGGUAGAAGAAAGAAGAAAGAGAUGGUGAUUGUACCAAGUAUAACAAUUUCUCACACUUCACGUUAUUUCAUCAUGCGUGACCCCCAAGCACAAGAAAAGUGCACAAUUCCGUAGCAUGACCACAAAGGCAGUUAGUGGUUUUUAAGAUGAUCCUUCAUUGCCAUGCAAACAACUCACUCCAUCUAUGCAUGGUUUCAUUUACUAUAUUUUCAUAUCUUG